AUUCUAUAAUGAGCAAAUUUCGAGCAAAUGAGCGUAACUAUUUAGAACGAGCCAGGCUUUACAUUUAGCUGUAAUGUGCAAUUUUGAAAUUUUGCCGUACACGUAGGGCAAACACACAAACCGAAACUGACGCCGCUGUCGCGUUGGGCUUUUUGCUGCUGCCUCGUUAUUGGAUGCUCCGCGGACUCCGCACGUUACGCAUGGCGUGACGUACCACUUUGCGUCUGCCUGUCUAGGGAAAGGGAACUGCUGCUGCCGCCACGACGGUCUCUGGCCCGCGAAUUCUUUUGGCAACCAGUCAAGUCAUGUGUCUUUGGGCUAUGGUCUUGGGGUCUUGGUGACCUGUUGGCCGAAGCAUCAAUCCUCACAGCCCAGCAAGUGCGAAAUAGGAGCACUAGCUGCCAUUUUCUGCGGAUCAAUUGAGCUUGGUUCCUGUUCAAGAUGAAAGAGUCACCAAUUCCGCUGCAGUCUAAGAGGUCUCCGCAUUCUCAUCGUUCUCCAUCAUCGGAUGCACACGAGAAACCUGACACGGAAAGGACGCAGAGUAUAGUGCACUUGGAACACAAUGUAGAUGAGCAGCAACACAAUGAGCAGCCACAGGAAACCAAGAAAAAGUUCUUGCAGUGCCCUCCAAGUGGUCCAGUGGCUCAGGUCUUGGUCUUUGUUAUCAUGCUAGUCUUGGUCUGGAGCUCACUCUGGGGGUUGGUUGGAAAAGAGGCAGAACCUGGAGGACAUUUCUUUUCACUUUUCUUCUUGAUUUUCCUGUGCUACAUUGCUGGAAUGUUUGCAAAGUUAAUCCAGCUGCCUCCCUUACUUGGAAUGCUUAUUAUGGGCUUUGCUUUACGGAACAUUGAUGCAAUCGAUAUUGCGCAGUACAUUGAUCCUGUGUGGGGAGGUGAUCUGAGGAGCAUGGCCCUUAUUCUAAUUCUUCUAAGGGCAGGACUGGGUCUCGACCCUGCAGUGCUGCGUAACCUCAAAGGGGCGUGUUUGAGGCUGACCUUCUGUCCUUGCCUAACAGAAUGCCUCAUCGUCACCAUUGCAUCACAUUUUUACCUGGGAUUUCCUUGGCUCUGGGGAACACUUCUAGGGUUUGUCUUGGCAGCGGUAUCACCUGCUGUAGUUGUGCCAAGUAUGCUGUGGUUACAAACUGAAGGCUAUGGCAUGGACAAAGGAAUUCCAACACUAGUCAUGGCUGCAGCCAGCUUUGACGAUGUCGCCGCCAUUACAGGGUUCGGUGUUGCCAUGGGUGUAGUCUUUGCCACAGGAGACUUAGCCUGGACUAUAGCUAAGGGCCCCGUGGAGGCAAUAGUUGGAAUGUUGUACGGUGGAGUAGUAGGCCUUAUACUUUGGUUCCUCCCUGAUAAAGAUAACAAUCAAAAGGGAACAUUACGGACUGCACUGUUGAUAGCCUCUGGUGUCACCGUGAUGUUUGUCAGCAGAAGGUUCGAAUUUGGAGGGUCUGGAGCACUGGGCUGUAUCUCAGUUGCGUUUGUAGCUGCAUUCGGCUGGAAAAGAGAAACUGAUGGAGAAGCUGCCGCAUCCAAGACUUGUUCGCUGCUCUGGGAAAUUUUUCAACCCACCUUAUUUGGGUUGAUUGGAGCCGAGGUACAAUUAAAGAACCUCGAUAAGGCAACGAUAUUUUUGGGGCUGGCCGUGAUAGGAACAGCAUUACUGUUUCGUAUUACUGUAACGUUUCUCGUUGUCUAUGGUUCAAACCUUACUGUAAAGGAGAGACUCUUUGUUGCAAUAGCUUGGUUGCCAAAGGCUACUGUCCAGGCUGCAAUUGGAUCAUCAGCCUUAGACUUUGCAAGAACUAUCAAAGCUGAUGACGAAGUCAUAAAACUAGCAACUCAGGUGUUAACAAUAGCAGUGCUUUCAAUCCUUGUGACUGCACCGACGGGUGCCGCAGCAAUUGCAUUGUCUGCACCAAGACUGCUUCACAAAACCAAACCCGACGAAGCAGAUGGUGUAAUACCAGUACAGCCAGAUGCGAAUAGACAUUAAGUAGACUGGACAUUGCCAGUAUGUGAUUAUAAUGAAAGAUCAGUGCCACAUAGUAGGAUGAUACUCAUCUGUUUAUUUACUAUUAUAAUUAUAUUUUAUGUUAUACAUGUACAAUGAAAGAAAUUUUGGUACAUAACGGAAUCUGUACUUAUUUAUAUUCUGAUUUAUUUAAUUAAGACGACAAUAAAGGUAUAUUUUUAUACUCCUGU
Messenger RNA from Ornithodoros turicata, 2213 nucleotides. Its product is annotated as sodium/hydrogen exchanger 9B2-like. Gene Ontology annotation, molecular function: antiporter activity. Gene Ontology annotation, biological process: proton transmembrane transport. The transcript has 12 exons. Gene Ontology annotation, cellular component: membrane. NCBI's taxonomy places the organism in Eukaryota, Metazoa, Arthropoda, Arachnida, Ixodida, Argasidae. The record is from RefSeq and is a predicted model, not a curated record. Bases 442 to 2004 code for a protein of 520 amino acids.